GACCAACACCACUCCCCUUAUCCUCGUUCACGAUCGGCUCUAUUUUCCCUCUCAAUCUCGAAGCAUUUGUGCACGAGCUCCGGGAGUAUCCUAGUCCCCGCAAGGAGUAUGUGUUAGCGGGAAUUCGCGACGGUUUCCGUGUGGGUUUCGUUCCCGAGCUUGUGGUCCUUCGUCCAUCGCUUCGCAAUCUCAAGUCGGCGUCUCAACACCCGGACGUGAUCGACAAAUAUCUCUCGGCGGAAGUCGCUCACCGCCGGGUGGCUG
Messenger RNA from Paramuricea clavata, 264 nucleotides. NCBI's taxonomy places the organism in Eukaryota, Metazoa, Cnidaria, Anthozoa, Malacalcyonacea, Plexauridae. The record is from the annotation of a GenBank genome assembly.